Prunus persica (peach) is the source of this 606-nucleotide messenger RNA. RefSeq lists its product as uncharacterized. The coding region runs from base 1 to 606 and encodes 201 amino acids. NCBI's taxonomy places the organism in Eukaryota, Viridiplantae, Streptophyta, Magnoliopsida, Rosales, Rosaceae. The record is from RefSeq and is a predicted model, not a curated record. The transcript has a single exon.
AUGAAGCGGGCAGAACAAAGAGGCGACAGGCUUAGCAGCAGGGACAAAGACAAACGCAGGUCACACCUACAAAGAGAUGCCACGACAAAAGAGAACUACACCAAGUUCUCCAUCCCCAUACAUCAAAUUUUAGCCCAAGUGAACGACAAACGUUGGGUAAAAAGACCGCCACCCUUGAAAGAAGAUCCGGACAAAAGGGAUACCAGAAAAUAUUGUGCCUUCCAUGCGACACAUGGGCACAAUACGAAUAAUUACUUUGCUUGGAAAGCGCAUCUCGAAGAACUCGUGAGAGAAGGUCAUUGCACGGAGUUCAUUGCAAAGCAGGCCAUCCAGCAGAUAGAAGACCGCGAUACCGCUAAGGAGCCACCCCAGAAGGUCAUAAAGAUUAACAUAAUCCUAGCCGACUCAGAGGAGUCCGGAUUAACCAACAAAGAAAAGAAGAGGAAGAUCAAACAGGCUACUAUGAUCUCCCAUGUCUCAACUAGCCUCUCAUUGGCAGAAGACGAUCCCGUGAUCGGCUUCCAAAAGAAAGACUUAGUCGGCCUUGAUCUACCACACAACGACGCCCUUGUCAUCAACAUUCAAAUUUGCUCAGGCCAUGGUUGA